This is a messenger RNA of Schistosoma curassoni, 810 nucleotides long. NCBI's taxonomy places the organism in Eukaryota, Metazoa, Platyhelminthes, Trematoda, Strigeidida, Schistosomatidae. The record is from the annotation of a GenBank genome assembly.
UACGUAUCUAGCACAAACUAACUGAUCAAUGAGAAAAUUCAAGAUGUCUCACUACUGCACUCAUAUUAUGUAGACCAAUGGGAUUGGGAGAUCAUUAUUCAAAGAGAUGAACGAAAUGACGGAAAAUUGGAGGAAGUAGUUGAGAAGAUAUAUGACUCUAUGAAAGUAACUGAGAACAUUUUGAUAUCGACAUACCCAGUGUUAAAUCGCAAGUUACCGGAAAAUAUUAAAUUCAUUACAACGCAAGAAUUAGAAGAUAUCUACCCCGACAAAAAACCGGCAGAACGUGAAUAUCUUGCAGUUAAACAGUAUGGUGCUGUUUUUCUCAAACAGAUCGGAAAGCUUCUGAAAUCCAAUACGAUACACGACAAUCGAGCCCCAGACUAUGAUGACUGGGAAUUGAAUGGAGAUAUACUAGUUUAUAGUGAACACGACGAUAGAUGUAUAGAAUUGUCAUCAAUGGGUAUCCGAGUGGAUGAGUUGUCAAUGGAGAGACAGUUGAAAGAAAGUGGUUGUGAAGCACGUAAACAGCUUGAAUAUCAUCAAAAUGUUCUGAAUGGUAUAUAUCCAUUAACGAUAGGUGGUGGAAUAGGACAGAGUCGAUUGUGUAUGUUCUUUAUGGAGAAGAAACAUAUUGGUGAAGUGCAAGUUAGUAUAUGGCCUGAACACGUUCGUCGUGAAUGUGAACAGAAUAAUAUAUUUCUCCUGUAAACUGAACGAAAUCAUUUUCUCUCAGCUUUAUUGUUGAAAAGAAUGUGAAGUGCAUGAAUAUUAAUUGUAUGUAUGUUUUCAUAAAUGUUGUCCUUUCAA